Molecule: messenger RNA, 2511 nt
Organism: Pipistrellus nathusii (Nathusius's pipistrelle)
Lineage: Eukaryota; Metazoa; Chordata; Mammalia; Chiroptera; Vespertilionidae
Source: the annotation of a GenBank genome assembly
AUGCCUUUGGAGAUGGAGCCCAAGAUGAGCAAGCUCGCCUUCGGGUGCCAGCGGAGCUCCACGUCGGAUGAUGACUCGGGCUGUGCGCUGGAGGAGUACGCCUGGGUGCCCCCUGGGCUGCGGCCGGAGCAGAUCCAGCUCUAUUUCGCUUGCUUACCCGAGGAAAAGGUUCCGUAUGUUAACAGCCCUGGGGAGAAGCAUCGAAUUAAACAGCUUUUGUACCAGUUGCCACCGCAUGACAAUGAGGUGCGGUACUGCCAGUCUCUGAGCGAGGAGGAGAAGAAGGAGCUGCAGGUGUUCAGCGCCCAGCGGAAGAAGGAGGCGCUGGGAAGAGGCACCAUCAAACUGCUGUCCAGAGCCGUGAUGCACGCCGUGUGCGAGCAGUGCGGGCUGAAGAUCAACGGCGGCGAGAUCGCCGUGUUCGCCUCGCGGGCGGGCCCCGGCGUGUGCUGGCACCCGUCCUGUUUUGUCUGCUUCACGUGCAACGAGCUGCUGGUGGACCUCAUCUAUUUUUAUCAGGACGGAAAAAUUCACUGCGGCCGGCACCACGCCGAACUGCUCAAACCACGGUGCUCGGCAUGUGACGAGAUCAUUUUUGCUGACGAGUGCACGGAAGCGGAGGGUCGCCACUGGCACAUGAAGCACUUCUGCUGCCUGGAGUGUGAGACGGUGCUGGGCGGGCAGCGGUACAUCAUGAAGGACGGCCGCCCGUUCUGCUGCGGCUGCUUCGAGUCCCUGUACGCGGAGUACUGUGAAACCUGCGGCGAGCACAUCGGUGUGGACCACGCCCAGAUGACCUACGACGGGCAGCACUGGCACGCGACCGAAGCCUGCUUCUCCUGCGCCCAGUGCAAAGCCUCCCUGCUGGGGUGCCCCUUCCUCCCCAAGCAGGGUCAGAUCUAUUGCUCAAAGACGUGCAGCCUCGGCGAGGACAUCCACGCCUCCGACUCCUCCGACUCCGCGUUCCAGUCAGCGCGGUCCAGAGACUCCAGGAGAAGCGUCCGGAUGGGCAAGAGCAGCCGGUCGGCUGACCAAUGCCGACAGUCCCUGCUCCUGUCCCCGGCUCUCAACUACAAGUUUCCCGGCCUCUCGGGCAGCGCCGACGACACCCUCUCUCGGAAGCUGGAUGACCUGAGCCUCUCCAGGCAAGGAGCAGGCUUCGCCAACGAAGACUUCUGGAAAGGCAGAGUCGAGCGCGACACCCCAGAAGACCCCGAAGAGUGGGCCGAGCAUGAAGAUUAUAUGACGCAGCUCCUCCUCAAGUUUGGUGAUAAAAGCCUCUUUCAGCAGCAGCCCGGCGAGAUGGACAUCCGAGCCGGCGAGCACUGGAUAUCUGAUAACAUGGUUAAAAAUAAGACCGAGUUAAAGCAAAAUAACCAGAGCCUGGCGAGUAAAAAAUACCAAUCUGAUAUGUACUGGGCGCAGUCACAAGAUGGCCUGGGAGAUUCGGCGUACGGCAGCCACCCGGGCCCGGCGAGCAGCCGGCGGCUCCAGGAGCUGGACCUGGACCACGGGGCCUCGGGCUACAGCCACGAGCAGGCGCAGUGGUACGAAGAUUCCCUGGAGUGCCUGUCGGACUUGAAACCGGAGCAGAGCGUUCGGGACUCUAUGGAUUCUUUGGCUUUGUCUAACAUCACAGGGGCUUCGGUGGACGGAGAGAGCAAGCCGAGGCCGUCCUUAUAUUCCCUGCAGAACUUUGAGGAGAUGGAGGCCGAAGACUGCGAGAAGAUGAGCAACAUGGGGACCCUGAACUCCUCCAUGCUGCACCGGAGCGCCGAGUCCUUGAAGAGUCUCAGCUCGGAGCUGUGCCCAGAGAAGAUCAUGCCCGAGGAGAAGCCCGUCCACCUGCCCGUGCUCCGGCGGUCCAAGUCCCAGUCAAGGCCGCAGCAGGUCAAGUUCUCGGACGACGUCAUCGACAACGGGAGCUACGACAACCUGGAGGUCCGGCAGCCCCCGAUGAGCGAGAGGACGCGCAGGCGGGUGUACCACUUCGAGGAGCAGCCGCGGGGCUCCCGGCCCCACCAUCACCACCGCCGCCGGAGGAGCAGGAAGUCCCGCUCCGACAACGCCCUGAACCUCGUGGCCGAGAGGAAGCACCCUCCCAAGGACCGGCUGCGGCUGUACACCCCGGACAGCUACGAGAAGUUCCUGCAGAACAAGAGCGCCCGGGAGAUCCAGGCGUUCCUGCAGGGCGCCGACCUCUGCGGCCGCUACGCCCACGCCACCUCCGACUACGCGCUGCAGAGCCCGCAGGUGCCCCGCUUCCUGGGGCUCUACGGGGAGGACGACGACUCCUGGUGCUCCUCUUCCUCCUCCUCCUCCUCCGACUCGGAGGAAGAAGGCUACUUCCUCGGACAGCCCAUCCCACAGCCCCGGCCACAGCGGUACGCCUACUACACGGACGGCCUGUCCAGCCCCACGUCCGUCCUCCCCGCGCCGCAGUUUGGCCCCGGCAUGACCAAGUCCAAGAAGAAAAAGGGACACAAGGGCAAAAACUGUAUUAUUUCUUAA